CUCAGCGAGCGAGAGAGGUGUUAGGUGUUGGGGUUUGUCAUCAAUGUCAAUAACGUAAUCAUUUUUGUUUUCGUUAUUCCUUGCCAUCAAUGAAAUUGGAUGAAAAUAUUUCAUGAAUUGUGUACCCGAAUUUUUUCCGAAAAUGUAAACUAAAUGCAUUUUAUAUAUUGAUCAGAUCUAUGUAGGGCUGAUAACCUAUUAUAUUUUGUCUCCUCUGAAGAAUUUCUGUAAUGUUAACAGUGUACCGGUAACUUAGUUGUAAACUUUUAUAACCUAUUAAGUUAUACCUACCACCUUCGUUUUCUAAAUUUAUAAAAUGGGAGUUCCAGCAUUUUUUCGCUGGUUAACCAGAAAAUACCCAUCGGUUAUCGUACACUGCAUUGAAGAAAAGCCUAAACAAUUAGAUGGAACAGACCUGCCAGUAGAUACUUCCAAGCCAAAUCCCAACGGAGUUGAGUUUGACAAUCUAUAUUUGGAUAUGAAUGGAAUUAUUCAUCCCUGCACACAUCCAGAGGACAAGCCAGCUCCAAAAAAUGAGGAUGAAAUGAUGAUAGCUAUUUUUGAAUGCAUAGAUCGCUUAUUCCGUAUUGUUCGGCCCAGGAAACUGUUAUAUAUGGCAAUAGAUGGAGUGGCACCAAGGGCUAAAAUGAAUCAACAAAGAUCAAGACGUUUUAGAGCAUCUAAAGAAACAGUAGAAAAGAUCCAGGAAAUCUCUCGUGCUCGGAAGGAAAUGACUGCUAAAGGACUAAUCUUGCCUCCAGAAAAACCUAAAGAAGCUCAUUUUGACAGCAACUGCAUUACACCUGGUACUCCAUUCAUGGCGAGGCUUUCAACUUGUCUGCAUUACUAUAUUCACGAGAGACUAAACAGUGAUCCUGGUUGGAGGAACAUCAAAGUGAUCUUGUCAGACGCCAAUGUUCCGGGGGAGGGGGAGCACAAGAUCAUGGACUACAUCCGCCGCCAGAGAGCCCAGCCAGAUCAUGACCCCAACACCCAGCAUUGCCUUUGUGGAGCUGAUGCUGAUCUAAUUAUGUUAGGACUAGCCACUCAUGAACCUAACUUUACCAUCAUCAGAGAGGAGUUCAAGCCCAACAAGCCGAAAACAUGUGAUAUCUGCGGACAAGAAGGUCAUGAGCUGAAGGACUGUGUGGGACUGGCCAAUGAUGUGAGUGAUCCUGGGAAGCCACCUAUGAUUGGAGUUGAGCAGCAGUUCAUCUUUGUUAGACUCAACGUGCUGCGCGAGUACUUGGAGAAGGAGCUACAGAUGCCUGGUAUACCGUUCGAGUAUGACUUUGAACGAGCUGUUGAUGACUGGGUCUUUAUGUGCUUCUUUGUUGGGAAUGACUUUCUGCCUCACCUACCUUCACUGGAGAUCAGGGAGGGAGCUAUAGAUCGUCUGGUCACUUUGUACAAGAAAGCCGUCAUGAAAACUGGGGGGUUUAUCACCGACAGUGGAAAUGUAAAGCUGGACCGUGUACAGCUGAUUAUGUCAGACUUGGGAGACAUGGAGGAUGAGAUAUUCAAGACUCGUCAACAAACUGAGCUGAUGUUCAGACAGAGAGACAAGGCCAAGAAGCGCAGAGAGAAGCAACAGCAGAUGAGACACAACAUGACUGGACAGUGGGCUCCCCAGCCUAUUGGACAGUAUUCAGGACCUAUGCAAAACCCUCGAGAGGCAGCCUAUCACCAGAGAGUUCAACAUCUGCACACUCAGUCUGCCUCUGGAAACUUCUCCUCACCACCCUACCAGAACAAUCACGGACAGAAGCGUCCUCAUGAAGAGGUGGAUGAAGAGGAGGAAGAGGUAUCACAUGAUGAAGUUCGGCUGUGGGAGGAUGGCUUCAAGGAUCGCUACUAUGAGUCCAAGUUUGAUGUGGCUAAACACAAUGUUACAUUUAGGUACAAAGUGGCUUCUGAGUAUGUGCGAGGCUUGUGUUGGGUCCUCAAAUAUUAUUAUCAGGGAUGUCCCUCAUGGAAGUGGUACUUCCCUUACCACUACGCACCAUUUGCUUCUGACUUCAUCAACAUUGGUAGUCUAAGCACAGACUUUGAAAAAGGCACAAUACCAUUCCGUCCCCUGGAGCAGCUGAUGGGAGUGUUUCCUGCAGCCAGCAGUGCUCAUGUGCCUGAGCCUUGGCGCCAUCUCAUGAGUGAUCCAGAUUCUCCAAUCAUAGAUUUCUACCCUGAAGAUUUCAAAAUAGAUCUUAAUGGAAAGAAGUUUGCUUGGCAAGGAGUUGCUCUUCUGCCUUUUGUCGAGGAGGACAGAUUAUUUAAGGCCUUGGAGCCUUUCUAUGAAAACCUUACACCAGCUGAAAUCAGGCGCAACGUGAGAGGAGACGACAGGUUGUACAUCAACCAGGCUCACACUUGCUACUCGUUCUUGGCAGACAUCUCUCUGAAUGAGGCCAACAUCAGCACAGAGACGGAUGUGUCCACUGAUGGCAUGAGAGGCUGUGUGCUCAUAGCGGAGGACAGGGUGAAUCAGGGCGGGUCUUUACCUUCACCAGUUACCGGCCUCCCAGUGAUUCGUAUGAACUCAGUUAUAUGUGUCAGAUUUAGAGAUCCAAAAUAUCCAGAUUCAUUCCUUUUCAAGGCCAAACGCUUGAAUGGGGCAAUAGAGCCUCCCAAGGUGCUGAAGCCUGGACAGAUGGGCCGGGAGGAGAGCAGGAACUGGCGACCACAGAUAGGCAUGGUGCGCUCCAACCAGGCGGCUUCUCUAGGCCAGGCUGGCCAUCGCAUGCUAGGGAGGUAUAGUGGAAGAUUCUCUGGAGAGAGUGGUGGACCACCCAAUUCCUCACCAGGGAUGUAUGCAUCUGUACCACCUCCCCAGUCUAACUAUGCUGGUGGCUACAAUCAACCAAGACAAGGCAACAACUACAGAUCUAAUAACUAUGGACCCGAUCGCGGCAGAAACUUCCAAAGUAGAGACAACAGAUAUCAGCCAUACCAGGACCGAAGACCCAGGGGAGGCCCUAACCAAGGAGUGGCCUCGUCAAGAGACAGCUAUAGUAGCAGCAGCAGCAGCAGAGGUGGCUUUGGUGGGUCUGAGAGUGGUGGAAGGUAUGGAGGGGUUGUCAGCUAUGGAAGUGGUCCACACAAGAGUUACAGACCACCUCCUCCACAGCAACACCACAGCUACUCUGGCGGAUACUACGGCAGGAGAUGAACCAACAACUUUAGUCAUCUUUAAUUUUUUUUUAAAUUUUGUAUGAAACCAGUUCAAAAUAAUAUAAAUAUUUUAUUUCAUGGCAUGAUAAUGUAUUGAUUUACAUAAUAAAUGUGGAAGUACAAGAUUUUACGAAAUA
Macrosteles quadrilineatus (aster leafhopper) is the source of this 3305-nucleotide messenger RNA. RefSeq names its product 5'-3' exoribonuclease 2 homolog (gene Rat1). NCBI's taxonomy places the organism in Eukaryota, Metazoa, Arthropoda, Insecta, Hemiptera, Cicadellidae. Gene Ontology annotation, cellular component: nucleus. Gene Ontology annotation, molecular function: zinc ion binding; RNA binding; 5'-3' RNA exonuclease activity. The transcript is spliced from 21 exons. Bases 317 to 3166 code for a protein of 949 amino acids. The record is from RefSeq and is a predicted model, not a curated record. Gene Ontology annotation, biological process: nuclear-transcribed mRNA catabolic process.